Penaeus monodon (black tiger shrimp) is the source of this 486-nucleotide messenger RNA. RefSeq lists its product as uncharacterized. Lineage: Eukaryota; Metazoa; Arthropoda; Malacostraca; Decapoda; Penaeidae. Bases 1 to 486 code for a protein of 161 amino acids. The transcript has a single exon. The record is from RefSeq and is a predicted model, not a curated record.
AUGAACAGGGGGCUAGAAUUCGAUCUUGUUGUAGCCGUGACUGAUGGCGCAGCCGAUGCAGCAGUGGAUGGCCUCCACGAAAAUACCGAAUUCAAUCACUACGGUUCCCCUGGAAAGUACCCUGACAAUCGCCCACAUGGCUACCCUCUGAUCGCAAGGUUCCCGACGAACGUGUAUUCGAAGAUCUGCCCAACUUUGGUCACAUCCAAGUUAAGGUCUUCAAACAUGGCGAAUAUAUCCAACAUCAAUAGGAAGCUUUAUACAUACUCACCCUCACUGGAUGUUACCAACGGAAUUCUAGGAUAUGAUUUUUGCUUUGCUAUUAAUAAUGGAGACAUGAUUUCUGUACAAGAGCAAAUAAAAAAAAAUGUAAUUAAGACAUUUCCUUUUCCUGAUGUUAGUAUAGGCUAUAAAAAUGUAUCAGAAGGUAAAGUCAAUAUGAAUCUACACAGUGGUUGUGUCCUGUUUUCAUCUAUGUAUUGUUGA